Messenger RNA from Chanos chanos (milkfish), 1722 nucleotides. Its product is annotated as kelch-like protein 10. Gene Ontology annotation, molecular function: protein binding. The record is from RefSeq and is a predicted model, not a curated record. The coding region runs from base 187 to 1722 and encodes 511 amino acids. NCBI's taxonomy places the organism in Eukaryota, Metazoa, Chordata, Actinopteri, Gonorynchiformes, Chanidae. The transcript has 7 exons.
CGCAGCAUCCUGAAUGAGCUACGUUUAGAGGGUAAAUUCUGCGAUGUAGUCAUCAAAGUUCAGAGCACAGAAUUCAACGCCCACAAGAACAUUUUAUGUGGAUGUAGUUCAUAUUUCAGGGCUCUGUUCACAAGCAACUGGGAUAAAAACCAGUAUGUGUACAACAUCCCCGGUGUGUCAGCAAACAUGAUGAACCUCAUUAUUGAGUACGCCUACACACACUUCAUCCCCAUCGCCGAGGACAACGUGGAAGAGCUCCUUGUCGCAGCUGACCAGUUCUCCAUCAUGGAUGUUGUUCAUGCUUGCUGCGACUUCCUGGAAGCUCAACUUUGCGUUGAUAACUGCAUUGGAAUCUACAAAUUUGCAGCCUUCUAUUCAUGUCAGGAGUUGUGUCAGAGCGCAUUCCUCUAUAUCCUGAAUCAUUUUGAAGAGGUUGUUAUGUCAGAGGAGCUUCCACAGCUUUCGCUACAGGAGCUGUGUGAUAUUGUGGGGAGGGAUGAACUGAAUGUGAAAAAGGAGGAGGUUGUGUUUGAUGCCAUCCUGAGAUGGAUCUAUCAUUCUCCCACCGAGCGCAAGGCCUUCAUCGGACCCCUGUUAUCAAAGAUGCGAAUGGCUUUGAUAAACGCAGAUUAUCUCAUGAACAAUGUGAGGGGCAACCAACUGGUAUGUCAAAGUCAGGAAUGCAGGCUGCUCAUCCUCAAUGCUCUGAAAUCCAUGUAUGAGCUCAACAUGACUGGACCAAACAAAGACAACUUUCUAAAUCCCUUGGCCCGCCCUCGACUACCUUCCUCCGUCCUGUUUGCUGUCGGCGGCUGGAGCGACGGCAACCCCACCGAUGUCAUUGAGACAUAUGACAUACGUGCAGACAACUGGGUGAAAGUCAGCUGUAGAGUGGGAAGUCUGCGAGCCUAUCACGGCACAGCGUACCUCAAUGGAUUUGUGUAUGUUAUAGGUGGAUUCGACGGCAUGGAUUACUUCAACAGCGUAGAGAAGUUUAACCCUGUCACACAUACCUGGCACCAGGUUGCUCCCAUGCACUCACGGCGUUGUUACGUUAGUGUGACCUCGCUGGAUGGGCACAUAUACUCAAUGGGUGGCUUUGAUGGCUACAUCCGGCUAAACACAGCAGAACGAUAUGAGCCUGAAAGCAACCAGUGGACUGUGAUUUCACAUAUGCAUGAGCAGAGAAGUGAUGCCAGUGCCACCACCCUGAAUGGCAAGGUGUAUAUCUGCGGAGGUUUUAAUGGUAGCGAGUGCUUGUUCACGGCUGAAUGCUACUGCCCACGUGCAAACCAGUGGACAUUCAUUGAGCCAAUGCGCAGCCCCAGGAGUGGACUUGGUGUAAUAGCCUGUGGAGGCCACAUCUAUGCAAUUGGUGGUUUUAAUGGAAUCAGUCGACAAAGCAGUGGCGAGGCCUACAGUCCCGAGACUAAGACGUGGCACCGUAUUCCCUCCAUGUUCCACCCACGCAGCAACUUCGGCACAGCGAUAGUGGACGGUUUAUUGUUCGUAGUGGGUGGCUUCAAUGGUUUGGCCACCACCUGUAACGCUGAGUGUUUCAGUGAGAAGACAAAUGAAUGGUAUGACAUCCAGGACAUGGGUGUUCAUCGCAGUGCUCUGAGCUGCUGUGUUCUUACAGACCUCCCCAGCUUAGCCCAGUACACCAUCCCCCGUGCUGCCACUCCGUCCCUGCCCAAGGGUGUCUGUUGCAAAGACAACUGA